Molecule: messenger RNA, 213 nt
Organism: Penicillium manginii
Lineage: Eukaryota; Fungi; Ascomycota; Eurotiomycetes; Eurotiales; Aspergillaceae
Exons: 1
Coding region: 1-213 (70 amino acids)
Source: RefSeq, a predicted model, not a curated record
AUGUUUGGUCGAGUCGCGCCCUUUUCUCAGCUUUGGAGUGACGAUGAUCACAUCCGCGCGAAGAGUGUGUGCAUCAUCCCAUCGUCCGAUCUGGUUGUACUAUUUCGCUUGAAGCGAGCAUCUGGGGGCAAGGGGUCGGGCAAGAAAACGCCUCGACGGUCUGUGACCUCUGCGGUCUUCUACCCCGUCUCCCUGCGACGAUGGUUUGAAUAG